Molecule: messenger RNA, 2451 nt
Organism: Aphanomyces astaci
Lineage: Eukaryota; Oomycota; Saprolegniomycetes; Saprolegniales; Verrucalvaceae
Exons: 10
Coding region: 1-2451 (816 amino acids)
Source: RefSeq, a predicted model, not a curated record
AUGGCGAAGGAGUCGCAAGGAACGGACGCCGACAACUCCAUGCGCGAUGCAUCCGUCCAUGCGUCAGAACAGUCGCACUCCAGACUCACAGCACUUCUCCACGCCGUGGAUCGACCCGCGGACGAUUCAUUGGGCGCGGAUCAAGAGGAGUUCAUCAGGCUACUAUCCGAUGAGGCCUCCCCGACCUCGUCACUACACCAUGAAGUCUUGCAGUGCAUUUCUGCGCUCUUUACACGAGCCAAACGUGACUUUUCCCGGGACAUGUUCCACCUUCCCCCAGGACACUUCACGUUUCAGUCCUUUUCGACCGGCUGCUCGUACUUGUACACCCACGCAGCGUCCGUCAACGCUGCACCCCUGACCAGUCCAAUGGUCAUGGAAGUUCGUCGAAUCGUCCACACGUUGCUGGGAUUCCAGCCGUGCUUUCGAACCACUGAUGGGACCAUGAACCUCCACGUCCUUGUCACCGCAUGGAAAAACACAACAAAGUUGUGCAAAACCUUCAGUGCGCACAUCGCGAUCCCUGAAAACGCGCCUGCCAUCGCCAACCUCAUUGGAUACGUUCAGACGUCCGCCUUGGACACGGUGCGAUUCCUUGACGGCUGCCUUUCGACCGCCCUUCCGCUCGACAGCACCGCCAUAACCCACAAUAUACAGGGAGCCCGGGUACUGUUCAAGGCACUGCAGGGGCUUGUGCACACAUUCGCAAACGUCAUGUCUUCGUCCGAGAUUGAGCGGUAUUGGGGGAGCAUGGGCCAUGUAUUAGCCGUGUUGCUUCCUCCGCAACCAGCGCAGCCGUUGGAUCCCGCGUGUCGACAACAUUGGACCAGUUUAGUGGACGACGUUUCGAACUGCAUCCAGGCGUCGCUGUCGUUGGGCGACCCGACAACUGAACGGGGGUUGAAAACGUUUGAAACGGGCCUUCUAGGAUCGAUUCAAUCGACCGAUCCAUCCGACCAGGUGCUGCAUCUCCUGGCGGCAUAUGCGCGGUAUUGCGUCGAGAGGACUCCAAGUGGAGAAUGGGACGAUUGUCGCCACGUGGCAGCGUGGGAUGGCAUCCUGACCGCCCAGUUGGCGUCGACUGGUUUGCAAUAUCAAUGUACAAUGAUGAUGACUUUGGGGAUGGAAUCGAUGCUGCGGCUGCUGUUUGAUGCGAAUCAACAUGGAUCCCAAGCCCUGCAGUUGCGUCUGUUGCAGCAUACGUUUCAAAGCGACUCCAUUAGUCAUCGGCCCUUGUGCCGCGUUGUGUGGAUGCAAGCGCUGCAUCUGUGGAACCAAUUCGACGAUGGCGGCGGCGGCGGGUACUCCGACGACAUUGUGCGCCUCCUGCUCGACUUGAUGAUGUGCGACGAUGAUAAUCUGGACAUGGCCCAUCGCAUAACGAUUGGCGAUUUGAUCGUGGACCUGUCUGUAGCCAUGCAUGCGUCUCAAAAGAUGCUCAUCGUUGAUUCAGUAUCCACCGUCGUUGAGCGCAUCUGUGCGGACGGACCGAGCCACGCAUUUGGCCGAGUGGACCAAGCUAAGCUGUGUCUGCUAGAACGCUUUUCGCGCUCGUUGCUCGACGGGGUGGAUGACGCGUACCGGGUGGUGUACACUGAAAAGUACAUGCGCAUGUGCUACGAAUGCUGUGGCACGGCCGUUCAAAUCAUCGAGCAAGCGAGCGACGACGGCCUGUGGCGGAUUGUGGACGCGACGUUGCUGGUUCUGGGGGGGAUUUUCUCGUCGCAUGCGGUGGACGACUCGACGGACGACGACGACGUCCAGGCUUGUAUAGCCGAGACCAUGCCGAUGCUUCUCCAAGUGCUGGACCAACUAGCCACAUUGACGUGCCCCCCUGGUCCAAGUCAGCGACGAAUUGUUCACACCAGUCGAUCCUUGUUGACGUCGUUCCACCACGGACUCAAACGAAAUCAACAAAACCAUUUGGUUGUGUUGCUGGAUGCGCUGCUUCGGUUAGCUCAGUGGCCAUCGAUGGGUGUUGCCGUGGCUGGUUGGAUGAUCUGGCUCGGGGACGUUCAAGUGCCUCCACACAUGGACGAAUUCGCGGCGAUGCUAUGGAAACACUAUUGCAAAGUGUUUUUCGCUCUGCUUGGUUCAAGCGACUGGCCCGUCGUUUGCACAACUUUAGAAGCGAUCAGUGUGGUUUUAUCCGACUCGUCCUUGCCGCUUCAGGCCAACGGCAUCUGUCAAGACCUCCACGAGGCCGCGAGUGUAUUGUCGGAGUACAUCGACAUCAAGUACAACAAAGAAACAACAACCGCGGAUCCUGCCAAGUUGCGGAAACGUACCCAAUCGCAACUGGACCGCCUGGGCGACGCAUGUGCAAGAGUGAAGCGAGCGUGCUCAAUGCAUCCGCGACUCCUCGACGACCACAAGAUCCAUGUCGCCCUUGAUAAUGUCACUGGCCUCUUGGACAACCUCGUGCAAACCCUCGAAAUGAGCGACAGAUAG